Molecule: messenger RNA, 2222 nt
Organism: Arachis ipaensis
Lineage: Eukaryota; Viridiplantae; Streptophyta; Magnoliopsida; Fabales; Fabaceae
Product: cytochrome P450 71A1
Molecular function (GO): iron ion binding; oxidoreductase activity, acting on paired donors, with incorporation or reduction of molecular oxygen; monooxygenase activity
Source: RefSeq, a predicted model, not a curated record
AUCUUAGCUUGACUCUUGAGCCUUAUAUAUUAAUUCAAGAAAUCCCAAGAUUUUCAAGUACAACUUGCAUUUCUAUAUUUAUAUAUACACACACAAAAGCAAAAAAAGAAAAAAAAAAGAAAAAAAAAGAAAUGUCUCUUGUUCGAUCAAUUCAGGAGAAAUUAAAACAUCAACCACAUUCAAUAACCCUAUCUACCUUAUGUUUCAUAAUCAUAACCAUUUUGUGUAUUGUUAAGUUCACAAGAAGAAACAACAAGUUCAAUAACCUUCCACCAUCUCCACCAAAGUUACCAAUAAUUGGAAACCUUCAUCAACUAGGAACACUUCCACACCAAUCCUUAAAGGCACUUGCUAACAAAUAUGGCCCUCUUUUGUUGCUUCAAUUAGGGCAAACUCAAGCCCUAGUUGUCUCUUCAGCGGAACUUGUUGAAGAAAUAGCAAAAUCACAUGACAUUGCUUUCUCCAAUAGAGCAAACACUAAAGCUGCAAAGAUUUUCUUCUAUCAAUGCAAGGAGGUUGGUUUUGCACCCUAUGGAGAAGAGUGGAGAAUGAAAAGGAAGCUAUGUGUUCUUGAGCUUCUAAGCACAAAUAGGGUAAGGUCAUUUCAGCCAAUUAGAAAAGAUGAAGUAUCAAUGAUGAUUAACACCAUAUGUGAAGCUUGUGCAAAAGGAUCUAUUGUGAAUCUAUCUAAGAUGAUUAUUACAACUGCAAACAACAUAUCUUCAAGGUGCAUUUUUGGAAGAAGUUUUGAUGGUAGAAAAGGCAUUGGAGAAGUAGUGAGAAAGAUGAUGUCACAAUUAACAACACUUGGGAUUGGAGAUUUGUUUCCUUCAUUGGAUUGGGUUGAUGUUCUUACCGGUUUCAACUCAAGAUUGAAGGUUACUUUUGAUGAAUUAGAUGCGUUUUUGGAAGAGGUUAUUGAAGAGCAUAAGAGAAAGAAAAAGGACAAGAAUAUUAUUAAUGAUCGUUCUUAUGAUAAUAAAGACUUUAUUGAUAUAUUUCUUCAACUUCAAGAAAAAAACAUGCUUGAAUUUGAGCUCACCGGAGAUACCAUCAGAGGAAUCCUUAUGGACAUGUUUGUGGGAGGGAGUGACACAGUUUCAACAACUCUUGAAUGGGCUUUUGCCGAACUUGCCAAGAACCCAAAAUGCAUGAAGAAAGCCCAAGAAGAGGUGAGAAGAAUAAUUGUGGAUGGAAAAUCCAAGAUAGAAGAAAAUCAUCUAAACCAAAUGAAUUACAUGAAAUGUGUAAUCAAAGAAACCCUAAGAUUACAUCCACCAGUUCCACUUUUAGUCCCUAGAGAAACAUCAACAAGUGUGAAACUCAAAGGCUACAACAUUCCCAACAAAACAACCGUGUAUGUGAAUUCAUAUGCAAUUCAUAGGGACCCUAAGUUAUGGGAAAAUGCUGAAGAGUUUAUUCCUGAAAGAUUUGAAGGUAAUAAUCAUGAUCAACAAGUUGAUUAUAAGGUAAUAGAUUUUCAAUUAAUCCCAUUUGGUAUUGGAAGAAGGGGUUGUCCUGGAGUUUCAUUUGGGAUUGCAUCAGCUGAAUAUUUGAUGGCUAAUCUUUUAUAUUGGUUUGAUUGGAAGGUUCCUAAUAAUAAUAGUAAUGGUGAUGAUGAUGAUUUAGAAAUGGACAUGAGUGAGUUGAGUGGAAUGACAGUCACCAAGAAAGAACCACUUUAUCUUGAGCCAAUACUUCACUCAUUUCAUUCUAAAUCUUGAUAUGGAGAGUGAACUAGUUAGUAUUAAUUCAAGAAAAAGAUAAAUAAGUUCUUGAUUUUUUAACGGUAAAAACUCAUGUGCAGUCGACUUCAUGUGAGGUUGAUAGUUGAGAACCGUUAGAUAAAAAUUUAGUCAAAUCAGUCAAAUCAUCUAACGGUUCUCAACUAUCAACUUCACGUGAAGUCGGCUGCACCUGAGUUUCCACCUUUUUUAAUUUGAAGACACGUAAGUUUUUUACUAAUUGAAAAUACAAAAAUAUUCUCCACGUUUUAAAAUACGAGAUAUUUAAGUCCAAAAUAUAUAAGGACAAAUAGGUCCUCUGACGGACUUAGAUGUUUCGCUUUUUAAAAAGUGAAUAACGUUUUUGUAUUUUCAAUUAGCCAAAAACUUAUUUGACUUCGAGAUAAAAGGUCAACGACUUAUUUAUCGUUUUUUUCUUAAUUCAAAUAUAAGGUAAAACAAAAAGAAAAUGUUAGUCACCUAAUAUUUUUUUCUUGA